GAAUGCCAUGCGGUUAUUAUGGAAGGAGCACGUCAGCCACCCUUGUUGAAGCCUUCGUCAGCGCCGCCUUCCGCCGGUCGGCGCCGCCUGCCGCUGGUCGUCGCCGCCGUCACUGGCGCCGCCACUACCGUCACCGCCGUCGUUACAGCCGCUGCCGCCGCCCACACCGGUGUCGCCCCAACCACCACUGCCAUGUCUGACGCCGCCCCCACCAUACCGGUGUUGUUUCCUUUUAGCAAAACAACCAUGAGAGUUAGAUCUAGAAGCCACCACUGCAACUCCAAGCAUCACCAUCACCUCCACGACAUGAAUGCCAUAAAUCUGCCAUUAAGUUGGCAGAUUUGGUCUUCAAGAUCAAUUUAAAUCUUCCAUUUGUAUGGACUCUUAAAUCUGCCAACUUUGUUGGCAGAUUUAUCUUGGAAGAAUAACACAAAACUGCCAUAAAUUUGGCAAACACGUGAACUCAACAACCAAACAUUCAAAAAUCAAUUUUUUCAAAUAAUAAACACUUCAUUAGAAUCGAAAAUCACAAAUACGAAACUAAUGACAAAAAAAUUAAAAAAACAAUUUACACAAAAUCUAUUCUGCCAUAAUCGAUUGUCAGUGCGCUCAUUUCUGCCAUAAAUUUGGCAAAAUCUUAUGCCAUCAUCCAUUAUUCCAGCAAAUAAGGUUUUUUUUAAAGUAAAAAUCUGAAUCAGAAAUACAAAACAGAGGUCCAAAAAUCGGCCAAAUGAUGAAUGCCAAAUCUCAUAAAAACAGAAGAAUAUGAGUAAAAUCUGAAAAAUCAAUGUUAAAAGUCAAAAGAAGGAGAAGGAGGAGAAGGAGAAGGAGAAGGAGAAGGAGAAGAAGAAGAAGUGAAAAACCUGAAAUUCAGAGGAAAAUAAAGACAAUGAUGGUGGAAGGUAGAGGCGAUGAAGACGUAGAAGAGAGAGGAGAUGAAGGCGGAGGCGCCGAAGGUGGCGUGCGGCGAAGGUGGCCUGCGAUGAAAUCGGCAAAUCCGUGCAAGGGAGAAGGUGAGCUGCGGCAGCGGUGCUCCUUUGGUCGCGUCUGGAGAAAGCAACGAUGAAUUGUUUUUUGGAGAGAGAAGCUGCUAGAAAGGGGUAAAUAAGUGAAAG
Cuscuta epithymum is the source of this 1115-nucleotide messenger RNA. NCBI's taxonomy places the organism in Eukaryota, Viridiplantae, Streptophyta, Magnoliopsida, Solanales, Convolvulaceae. The record is from the annotation of a GenBank genome assembly.